AUGGAGUUCGAGGAAGGGUCGGAUGGGGGAUCUGAUGGAGGAGAGAGCCUUGUGAGGAUGAGAAGCCUCAUGGACGACGACCUGGAGGAACUCAAAGGAGGGCUUCUGAGUCUGUACGAAGCUUCCUACAUCGAGAAGGAAGGAGAGGCUGUGCUAAAGGAAGCCAUGGAUUUCGCGACUGAGCAGCUGAAAGAAUUCAUGGAGGAAGGAUCUGUUCCUGAGGCUGGCGAUCUCAGAGAUCAGGAUGCGUACAAGAGUGAACUCAAAGAGCUCUCCAGAUGGUGGUCCGGGCUCGGGCUUUCAGAGAAGCUGCCAUUUUCUAGGAACAGAUUAACUGAGGGCUAUCUGUGGACAGUUGUGAUUGAUGAUAUUUACGAUGUUUAUGGAACCUUGGAUGAACUCCAGCUCUUUACUGAUGUCGUUGACAGAUGGGACUUAACUGCCAAGGACAAGCUUCCAGAGUACAUGAAACUAUGUUUCUUUGCACUCUUCAACAUGGUGCACGAAGAAGGCUACUGGGUGAUGAAGGAGAAAGGCUUGGACAUUGUGCCUGGCUUAAAGAAAGAAUGGGGAAAUUAUGCAAAGCAUACUUUGAGGAAGCAAAAUGGUUCCACCAUGGACAAACUCCCAAGCUCCAAGAGUACUUGGAGAAUGGUUCUUUAUGGUGCUGAUUUUGACACUGGGGGGUUUUCAGUUGUGGCUUUCUCAAAGAGUGAUCCUCUGCGAAGGGGUAAAGUUGCUGAAGGUAUAGAUUUUGAUCGACACUAUGGAAGACUUGUUAUCAUGUUUGGGGUUCCUUUCCAAUAUACACAGAGUAGUUGA
Zingiber officinale is the source of this 822-nucleotide messenger RNA. RefSeq names its product terpene synthase 10-like. Gene Ontology annotation, molecular function: magnesium ion binding; terpene synthase activity. The transcript is spliced from 9 exons. The coding region runs from base 1 to 822 and encodes 273 amino acids. Lineage: Eukaryota; Viridiplantae; Streptophyta; Magnoliopsida; Zingiberales; Zingiberaceae. The record is from RefSeq and is a predicted model, not a curated record.